Messenger RNA from Tilletiopsis washingtonensis, 399 nucleotides. RefSeq names its product protein-tyrosine phosphatase. The annotation marks the transcript as partial. Gene Ontology annotation, molecular function: inositol diphosphate tetrakisphosphate diphosphatase activity; phosphatase activity. The record is from RefSeq and is a predicted model, not a curated record. The transcript has 4 exons. Gene Ontology annotation, cellular component: cytoplasm. Lineage: Eukaryota; Fungi; Basidiomycota; Exobasidiomycetes; Entylomatales.
GUCGUGCCGCCGCUCAACUUCGACAUGGUUGCAGCCGGCGUGUAUCGCUCUGGCCAUCCGAACGAGCGCAAUUUUGAGUUUAUGCGGCGGCUUGGCCUGCGCUCCAUCAUGUACCUCUCGGCGGAGGACUACCGGCCACAUGUGGUCCAGUGGGCCGAGUCGCAAGGCGUGCAGAUCCUGCAUCACCGCCUGAACGUGAACAAGGAGCCCUUUGGCGAGAUGGACGAAGACGUGGUCGCGGCCGCGCUGGCCGACAUCCUGGACCGCCGCAAUCUGCCCGUCUUGAUACACUGCAACAAGGGCAAGUACAGAGUCGGCGUGCUGGCUGCGCUCGUGCGGCGCCUGCAGGGCUGGAGCCUCACGUCCGUCUAUUCGGAGUACGAGCGCUUCGCAGGCAGC